Molecule: messenger RNA, 1073 nt
Organism: Benincasa hispida (wax gourd)
Lineage: Eukaryota; Viridiplantae; Streptophyta; Magnoliopsida; Cucurbitales; Cucurbitaceae
Product: salicylic acid-binding protein 2-like
Biological process (GO): salicylic acid metabolic process; jasmonic acid metabolic process
Molecular function (GO): methyl jasmonate esterase activity; methyl indole-3-acetate esterase activity; methyl salicylate esterase activity
Source: RefSeq, a predicted model, not a curated record
AAAAGGGGUUGGCUGCUGUAAGAGUAUUUACGAUUAUUAGGCAGCCCGAAGACUUAACAACGACCAACGACUUACGUUCAGUCAAUACAUAUUACUAUCCCUAUCCUCUCUAAUUUUUAAACAAGCUUUGUAAUUUGAAGAGGCCUCAAAUAAUUUCCCACAUGGAGCACAAGCAUUUUAUACUAGUCCACGGAGCUUGCCAUGGGGCUUGGUGCUGGUACAAGAUCAAACCACUCCUCGAGGCCGCUGGCCACCGCGUCACGCUGCUCGACAUGGCAGCCUCGGGCAUCGACACGAGGGCGAUCCAAGACGUGCGGUCCAUGGAAGAGUAUUCUGAGCCGUUGUUGAAGACCUUGGCUUGUCUUGCUCCUAAUGAAAAGGUGAUCUUGGUGGGUCAUAGCCUUGGCGGUAUGAACUCGGCCGUUGCUAUGGAGAAAUACUCGGAUAAGAUAGCUGCUUCUGUUUUCUUGACGGCCUUUGUGCCUGAUACUCACCACAAACCUUCCUAUGUCUUAGAUCAGUACUCUGAGAAAACGCCAAUGGAAGCUUGGUUAGACACAAAGUUUUGCCCAUAUGGAACUGAAACUCAGCCUUUAACAUCAAUGCUUUUUGGACCCAAGUUCAUGGCCAAACGACUUUACCAACUCUCCCCUCCUCAGGAUCUAGUUCUGGGCCACACUCUUCUGCGGCCGAGUUCACUGUUCACAGAAGACUUAUCAAAGGCAAAGAAUUUCUCAAACGAAAAAUAUGGGUCCGUUACAAAAGUUUAUGUAAUUUGUACGGAGGACAUAGCAAUUCCCAAGGAGUUUCAACAGUGGAUGAUCUGCAACGCUGGAAUUGAGAAUGUCAUGCAAAUCAACGGCUCUGAUCACAUGCCUAUGUUUUCUAUGCCACGUCAGCUUCUCCACUGCCUCCUUCAGAUUGCUCUCAACUACGCUUAAUUAGCUAAUUAAAACAAUCUUAGCUUUCUAAAAUAAAAAUGGCUACUCAUACUUAAGAUUGUUAAUUUUACACUAUUGGUUUUGAUUUAAUUGAAAUCGAAGGCAAUAAUUAAUAUUAAUGACCUUUUAAUA